This is a messenger RNA of Mercenaria mercenaria, 1440 nucleotides long. RefSeq lists its product as uncharacterized. The coding region runs from base 101 to 523 and encodes 140 amino acids. NCBI's taxonomy places the organism in Eukaryota, Metazoa, Mollusca, Bivalvia, Venerida, Veneridae. The record is from RefSeq and is a predicted model, not a curated record. The transcript has 4 exons.
ACAACACCGGCAGAGGAAAAUCGAAACAAGGAAGAAAAAAGCUAAUUUGUUUAUUUUGUUGACAAAGACUGUUUACAGUGAAACAAGUACACUUGAAGCUAUGGAGACAGGUUUCUAUGUGAUACUGUUAUUUCUGAUAUUUCUGAAGUUGAUGAUCUGGUUGUGUGUAUUUUACUCGCGUGCUCGUAGGCGACAGAUAAUUGCUCAGAGAGGACUGAUUAUUGUUCAGGGAGAUGUUACGGCAGACCCGGGCAGGGAUAGAGAUGUAAUUAUAAACAGGGAGCACCUACCAGGUUUUUCUUCAGGAGGAUUAGACAACCCAAUGGUUGUUACAAAUCCUCCGUCUUACGAAGAAGUUCAGCGUACAAAGAAUAUGGAAGAAAAACCGCCAUCGUAUGAUCAAGCUGUUGGUGGGAAUGUAUUUCAACAAGUAAACAAUAACGUUAGCGAACAGCCUCCUCAGUAUAGUAUGGAUGCGCCGCCAGUGCAGCAGACGACAACAGAAUCAAACUCAAAUGCAUAGAUAUAUUGGUAUUUUUGUAGUGUAAGUGAGUUAUCUGUAAAAUGUACAAGGUAUUUUUUUAUGAAGGUUAUUUUGAUGAUAUUGUAGGUUUGAUAUUACUGUAUAACAGGGUUUUUAUGCCCCCGAAGGGAGGCAUAUAGUUUUUGAACUGUCUGUCAGUCUGUCAGUCUGUCCGCAAUUUUCGUGUCCCGUCCAUAUCUUUGUCAUCGAUGGAUGGAUUUUCAAAUAACUUGGCAUGAAUGUGUACCACAGUAAGACGACGUGUCGCGCGCAAGACCCAGGUCCGUAGCUCAAAGGUCAAGGUCACACUUAGACAUUAAAGGAUAGUGCAUUGAUGGGCGUGUCCGGUCCAUAUCUUUGUCAUCGAUGGAUGGAUUUUCAAAUAACUUGGCAUGAAUGUGUACCACAGUAAGACGACGUGUCGCGCGCAAGACCCAGGUCCGUAGCUCAAAGGUCAAGGUCACACUUAGACAUUAAAGGAUAGUGCAUUGAUGGGCGUGUCCGGUCCAUAUCUUUGUCAUGGAUGGAUGGAUUUUCAAAUAACUUGGCAUGAAUGUGUACCACAGUAAGACGACGUGUGGCGCGCAAGACCCAGGUCCGUAGCUCAAAGGUCAAGGUCACACUUAGACAUUAAAGGAUAGUGCAUUGAUGGGCGUGUCCGGUCCAUAUCUUUGUCAACCAUGGAUGGAUUUUCAAAUAACUUGGCAUGAAUGUGUACCACAGUAAGACGACGUGUCGCGCGCAAGACCCAGGUCCGUAGCUCAAAGGUCAAGGUCACACUUAGACGUUAAAGGUAAUUUUUCAUGAUAGUGCAUUGAUGGGCGUGUCCGGUCCAUAUCUUUGUCAUUCAUGCAUGGAUUUUAAAAUAACUACGCAUGAAUGUGUGGCACAGUAAGACGACGUGUCGCGCGCAAGAC